Cladophialophora psammophila CBS 110553 is the source of this 729-nucleotide messenger RNA. RefSeq lists its product as uncharacterized. The coding region runs from base 1 to 729 and encodes 242 amino acids. The transcript is spliced from 4 exons. Lineage: Eukaryota; Fungi; Ascomycota; Eurotiomycetes; Chaetothyriales; Herpotrichiellaceae. Gene Ontology annotation, molecular function: iron ion transmembrane transporter activity; manganese ion transmembrane transporter activity. Gene Ontology annotation, biological process: intracellular manganese ion homeostasis. The record is from RefSeq and is a predicted model, not a curated record. Gene Ontology annotation, cellular component: fungal-type vacuole membrane.
AUGGACGAGUCCCCCAUUCUACACAGCGCCAGUGAAAAGCACCGAAACAACAGCACUGUGCUCCGAGAUCUGAUCAUCGGCUUCGCAGAUGGGCUCACGGUGCCCUUUGCCCUUACCGCGGGAUUAUCAUCCCUUGGAUCCUCCAAACUUGUCAUAACAGGCGGCCUUGCCGAACUCUUCAGUGGCUCCAUCUCCAUGGGACUUGGGGCUUAUCUGGCCUCUGUCACCGACAAGCAACACUAUGACACAGAGAAAACUCGGGAGCAAAAGGAGGUGCGGGAGUCGCCCGAAGAGGAGAUGGAGGAGAUAUACCGCAUUCUCUGUGCGUACGGCCCUCAGAGAGCAGACGUCGCCCCAUUCGUCAAUGCGAUGAGAUUGUAUCCAGACCAAUGGGUCCAGUUCAUGAUGGAUUUCGAGUUGAAGUUGGAAGAACCUGAUCGGCGUUCAGCGUACGUCUCGGCAGCGGUUAUGGGAAUUUCAUACUUCAUCGGGGGUCUGCUGCCCAUGAUUCCGUAUUUCGCCAUUCAUCGCGCUACCCAUGCUCUUUUUGUGUCGAUAGGCAUCACCGCCAUUAUUCUGAUCGUCUUCGGUUAUCUCAAAUGCGCUUACGCCGGGUGUAAUCAACGACAGUCGAUCUGGGGCGCUGUGCAGACUCUGUGUAUAGGCGCAACCGCGGCAGGAGCAAGCUACGGGAUUGUCAGGGCGGUGGAUUCGAGUAAUAUACAUUGA